GUGACGAGCUGAUCCGCGUCAGGUCGCGCUGGUAGGUACAGGCCGGAGAGGCAGGACAGAGCGCUGCGAACAUGCCGGCCGUGUCGAAGGGAGAUGGGAUGCGAGGAUUGGCCGUUUUCAUUUCGGACAUCAGGAACUGUAAGAGCAAGGAAGCUGAGAUCAAACGGAUCAAUAAAGAGCUGGCCAACAUUCGCUCCAAGUUUAAAGGUGACAAGGCUCUGGAUGGCUACAGCAAGAAGAAGUAUGUUUGCAAGCUGCUUUUCAUCUUCCUGCUCGGCCAUGACAUUGACUUUGGACACAUGGAGGCAGUCAACCUACUGAGCUCCAACAAGUACACAGAGAAACAGAUAGGUUACCUGUUCAUUUCAGUGCUGGUAAACAGCAACAGCGAGCUGAUCCGUCUCAUCAACAACGCCAUCAAGAAUGACCUGUCCAGUCGCAAUCCCACCUUCAUGUGCCUGGCGCUCCACUGCAUCGCAAACGUUGGAAGCCGUGAGAUGGCCGAGGCCUUUGCGAGUGAGAUCCCGCGGAUCCUGGUCGCUGGUGAUACGAUGGACAGUGUGAAACAGUCUGCUGCCCUUUGUCUUCUGCGGCUUUACAAGACUUCACCUGACUUGGUGCUGAUGGGUGAGUGGACGUCACGCGUGGUGCACCUGCUCAACGACCAACACAUGGGUGUGGUGACAGCAGCUAUUUCUCUCAUCACCUGUCUGAGCCAGAAGAAUCCAGACGAGUUCAAGACCUGUGUUUCCCUGGCUGUUUCCAGACUGAGCAGGAUUGUGUCUUCAGCCUCCACUGACCUGCAGGAUUACACAUACUACUUUGUGCCCGCACCGUGGCUCUCCUGCAAGCUGCUGCGCCUGCUGCAGUGCUACCCUCCGCCAGAAGAUGGCGCCGUCAAGGGCCGUUUGGUAGAGUGUCUGGAGACCAUCCUCAACAAGGCCCAGGAGCCACCUAAAUCCAAAAAGGUCCAGCACUCCAAUGCCAAAAAUGCUAUCCUGUUUGAGGCCAUCUCACUUAUCAUCCACUAUGACAGUGAACCAAACCUGCUGGUGCGAGCCUGUAACCAGCUGGGCCAGUUCCUGCAGCACCGAGAGACCAACCUGCGCUACCUGGCUCUGGAGAGCAUGUGUACUCUGGCCAGCUCCGAGUUUUCCCACGAAGCUGUCAAGACGCACAUCGAGACCGUCAUCAAUGCCCUCAAGACUGAGAGGGAUGUGAGCGUUCGACAGAGGGCAGCCGAUCUGCUGUAUGCCAUGUGUGAUCGCAGCAAUGCCAAGCAGAUUGUAGCAGAGAUGCUCAGCUACCUCGAGACGGCAGACUACUCCAUAAGAGAGGAGAUGGUGCUGAAAGUUGCCAUACUUGCAGAGAAGUAUGCCGUGGAUUACUCCUGGUAUGUGGACACCAUUCUCAAUCUAAUUCGCAUUGCUGGCGACUACGUCAGCGAAGAGGUGUGGUAUCGCGUCAUUCAGAUCGUCAUCAACCGAGACGAUGUGCAGGGCUACGCAGCCAAGACGGUCUUUGAGGCCUUGCAGGCCCCUGCAUGCCAUGAGAACAUGGUGAAGGUUGGAGGCUACAUCUUGGGAGAGUUUGGUAACCUAAUCGCUGGUGACCCACGCUCCAGCCCCCUGGUCCAGUUCAACCUUCUCCACUCCAAGUUCCACCUGUGCUCCGUGCCGACCCGCGCCCUGCUGCUGUCAGCCUACAUCAAGUUCAUCAACCUCUUCCCAGAGACCAAGGUCACCAUCCAAGAGGUGCUGCGCUGCGACAGCCAGAUCCGCAACUCAGAUGUGGAGCUGCAGCAGCGCGCCGUCGAGUAUUUGAAGCUUUCUUCCAUUGCUAGCACUGAUGUCCUGGCCACAGUCCUGGAGGAGAUGCCUCCCUUCCCAGAGAGGGAGUCGUCAAUCCUGGCUAAGCUGAAGAAGAAGAAGGGGCCUGGUGCUGUGUCUGUGACGGAGCUGGAAGACAGCAAAAGGGAGGGCGGGGAGUUGAAUGGAGGGGCAGACCGGGGGCCAGACACAUCAGCCCUUGCUGCCUCCAAUGCUUCCACCCCGUCGCCGUCGGCAGACCUCCUCGGGAUUCGUUCUGCUGCUCCCAUUAACGUUGCUCCCGUCAGUGCUGGCAGCCUAUUGGUGGACGUGUUCUCUGAGGCAGGGCCCGCUGUACCCUCCGCUGCCGUGAACGAUGACGGUUUCCUAAGAGAUCUGGAACAGCCCACCGAGACCUCUGACUCCCUAUUGGUGGAGGGUUCUGAUGACUUGGACUCCGCUCCUCCCUCUGAGGAUCCCGCUCCUCCUCUGUCUGAGGCAGACGAACUUCUUAACAAAUUUGUGUGCAAGAACAACGGAGUUCUGUUUGAGAAUCAGCUGCUACAGAUCGGCAUCAAGUCCGAGUACCGUCAGAAUCUGGGGAGAAUGUACCUGUUCUACGGUAACAAGACAUCAGUGCAGUUUGCCAGUUUCACCACCACAGUCAGCUACCCCGGGGAGCUGCAGUCUCAGCUCAACGUUCAGACCAAACCAGUGGAACCACUGGUGGAGGGGGGAGCUCAGAUCCAGCAGGUCCUGAACAUUGAGUGUCUGACUGACUUCUCUGACGCCCCACUGCUCAACAUCAAGUUCAGAUAUGGAGGAGCUUUGCAGAACCUGACUCUCAAGCUGCCUGUCACCAUCAACAAGUUCUUCCAGCCAACUGAGAUGGCUUCACAUGACUUCUUCCAGCGCUGGAAACAGCUCAGCCAGCCUCAGCAAGAAGCGCAAAAGAUAUUCAAGGCCAAUCACGGCAUGGACACUGAAGUACUGAAGGCUAAGCUCCUUGGACUCGGAACAGCCCUGCUGGACAACGUUGACCCCAACCCGGAGAACUAUGUGUGUGCUGGAGUGAUCCAGACGAAGGGUCAGCAGGUGGGCUGUCUGCUGAGACUGGAACCCAACGCCCAGGCACAGAUGUACCGUCUGACUCUGCGCUGCAGCAAGGACUCUGUGUCCAGGCGUCUCUGUGAGCUGCUGGCCGAACAAUUCUAGAGUCCUCACUUCUACCAGAACCAGUGGUCCCACCAUCCCCACCAGCGACCUGUCCCUCUAGCCUCCUGCCGCACCUCUCCUCCUCCCUCCGACAAAAGAAUCUUUGAGUAAAAAAAAAAAGGUGUAACCAACAUAAGGGAAAAAACAGCCGCUGUAGCUACGCAGCAACGGCAAUACUAUCGUCAUUCUUCUUGUCCCAGAUUCUGAUUCCAGUUCAUCCUUUACUCGUUUAUUAACAUGAUGCGACAUUCUUUUUUUGUUUUGUGUGUGUGUGUGUGUGUGUGUGUGUGUGUGUGUGUGUGUUAGAGAUAUCAUUUAUAUGUUGAACGUUCAAUGAAGUCAAAUGGGAGAAGCCGUUCAUCGCACACAUGCACUCAACUGCGCACACACGCACACAGACACACACACACACACACACACACACACACUGAGUCCCGUGGUUCUGAUGGGAUCCACUAAUGAAGUGAGACCUGAGGGUCCAGUUCUCUACGCUCUGCUGCUUCUGCCCACUCAUUUCUGUCAAGUAUUCCCAGUGAAGAUGCAUUUCAGGUGUUGAGCCCCCCGUCUGUUCCUCUUCAGAAGCCCCAUAAUGAUUAAUUUCAUUCAACUAGUUCACUUAUGUUUGUUGUUGAUUUGUACGUAAAAAAAAUGUGCCAGUGGAUUACUUAAUGCUUUCUGAGACAUUCCCAUUGUGCUUGUUUAGAAGGCCGCUGGUUAUCUUAAGCAGAAGGCCGACACUUGGUGGCACUGUAGUUGACUAGAGCAGGCGAAAGACCUGCGGUGUUCUGGACCAUUCGCCACUGCUCCUCAUCAAUAGGUGGGGAACCUCAACCACACGUACGUCCGUCUCUUUUACAACUGAAGCCUGCUACUUGAAAAUGCUCACAGUCAAACCAAAAUCUCACCUUUGCACGGGAGAAGAAAAUGCACUUGAAAAAGAGAUUUGUGAGAUUUGGGUUUAGGUGUUUUCAAAAGGCUGUUUCAGUUUUACAAGAGACAAAGAUGAGAACCCUGUGGUUGGAUAAACUUUCCUCACAUCCAAUGUAGUUCAGACAUUUCCCCAAGCUUUGAUAUUGGAAGCUGGGCCUGUGGAGGAGACGUCUCCAUGUUAGAGCCAUCAUGGCAACAGAGGACACUAUUACUGGCUUGUCACCAGUGACUACAUUUGACGGCUGUUGAGAUGAAGUGCACAGCGUUAGCCAGGAUUAUAGCGGAUGCCUUUUGGUGAGGCAGUGGAGCUCUGUGCAGACGCUACAGGAGCAGAAUUUAGCAUCAACAUGUAUGACAGAGAGAUCACUCUGCUACAUACACAGAUUUAUAUUGCUGCUUCUCCACAUCAAUGCCCGCCAGUCUGAUACGUGCACAACCACAGCAGUAAAUGUCGAGGCAACCCCAGAAUCUAAAGAUUGAUGUUUCCAGCCGUCCGACUCUUCCUGGGCCCUCCUGUCACGAACAAGUACUGAUCAAUGUAGAUGUUGUAGAGGACGGGAUGUGAGACGCCUAGAGGUCCAUGACAACUACCAGGGAUUUGUUGUAUGUGUGUGAAUGCGACUGUGGUUGUUAGCAGGAGAGGAGAAAAAAAAGGCCUAAAGAUAUUUCUAGUACAUGGUCACAUUCCUUUCUGUGACUGCACGGAAAUCACAGGACAUUGGACUUUGUAGUGCAAAAUAUAGUAAUUUUGUCAUUCUGUGAGUGUGUGUAUGUGAGUUAAUGUGUGUGUGUGUGUGUGUGUGUGUGUGUGUGUGUGUAUGUAUGCAGUAUCCACUAGCUAAUGCAGCCUCAUUUAUCGGUGUUAAGAAUCUGUCCAAUACUUGUGUUAGCAUAAAAAUUUACUCUGUAAUGAAAAAAAAUGUGAAAGUAAAUCUAUGCCAUAUAUCGGA
Messenger RNA from Scophthalmus maximus (turbot), 4903 nucleotides. RefSeq names its product adaptor related protein complex 2 subunit alpha 1 (gene ap2a1). Gene Ontology annotation, molecular function: clathrin-cargo adaptor activity. The transcript has 22 exons. The record is from RefSeq and is a predicted model, not a curated record. Bases 72 to 3023 code for a protein of 983 amino acids. NCBI's taxonomy places the organism in Eukaryota, Metazoa, Chordata, Actinopteri, Pleuronectiformes, Scophthalmidae. Gene Ontology annotation, cellular component: AP-2 adaptor complex; membrane coat. Gene Ontology annotation, biological process: intracellular protein transport; clathrin-dependent endocytosis.